Molecule: messenger RNA, 2278 nt
Organism: Closterium sp. NIES-67
Lineage: Eukaryota; Viridiplantae; Streptophyta; Zygnematophyceae; Desmidiales; Closteriaceae
Source: the annotation of a GenBank genome assembly
CCAUCCACAUCAUCCCUCCGUAUCUCACGGCCGCCAUGUCACAAAUUCCUCGUUGAAUGCUCCGCCAGCCAGGACAAGCAGUCGUGAAUUUGCGUUGAAAUAACGAAGAGUCCCGUGGGCACUCCUUUUUUUGAAGUAAUUCGACCCGGGCAGUUGCUGAUAGUUCGCGGCGCCGCCAGCCUACUGCAGGAUCAGCGAUUCUCUGGCCGACGUCCACUGAAAUAAAGCGCACGCAUAUAGGACCUCCUAACUUCCUUCCGUGUGGAACCCUGCGUCGUACUGCUUUCACAAAACCCGUUUUUCUUAAAUCGUUCGACUCCCUAUGGCCUUCGCCUUAGCGCACCGCGGUGGCGGCUCGGCCCCGCAUUUACGGGAGCUUGCCGUGAUUCGGCCACGCAUUAGUCCUCCUCUACACGCUUCAGCUACAUUUCAAGCCCACUUAGUUCCCCGCGACCCUGCACCUACUAAUCGCCUCCCUAGUCGUGUCUCUAUUCCUGCCUCUAAAUUUGCCUCGAAUCCUGUCGCUGCUGCGAUCUCAGUCCCGUGUCGCCUGAUUUACCAUCUGCGAGUCGCUGCUCGUCGCAGUCGCAUGCCUCCUGCGACGGCGUCGCUGCGUUCGCACACCAGCUCGCUUCGUGAUUUCGCAUCAGCGGUCUCCGGACCAAUCGCGUUCCGGCACAGGGAAGAGCCCGUGACAGGGCGGCCAAUGAGGCUAUGGGAUUGGAGGAGCGCAGGAGGAGGCAUGGGCAUGGGCAGCAGCAGCAGGCGUGGCAGGGGCGCGCACGGGAGGUGCGAGUCGCGGGAGGGAGGAGUGGAGGACGGGGUACGGGUUGUGGAGAGGGCGGGAGGUGGGGGGAGUGAGGGAGAGAGGAGUGUCAGCAGCAGCAGUAGUAGUCACGCCAGCACUGGAAGCAGCAGCAGCAACAGCAGCAGCAGCAGCAGUGGUGGUGGCUGGCAUAGUGAAAUGGCCUUGGAUGAAGAGCACCCUCUGGCAGGCGGCAUCGUGGCUCUGGGGAAGUUCGAUGCGCUGCACGUGGGGCACAGGGCGCUGGCGGUGCAGGCGGCGGGCAUGGGCGGCACGUGUGUGUGCAUGCUGUCCUUCGCAGGGAUGGCCGAGGUGCUGGGGUGGGAGAAAAGGCUCCCCCUCGUUGCCCCCUGUGAUCGCAAGCGGGUGUUGGAGCUGUGGCAGCCGCUGUGCCAGGGGCAGCCCAUCCGCGAGUUCUUUCUUGACUUUGCGCGCAUCCGCUCGCUGUCACCUGAGGACUUCAUCGUGCUGCUGGCGCAGCAGCUCAGUGUCAAGGGCAUCGUUGCAGGCUCAAACUACCGGUUUGGGUUCAGAGCAGCGGGCACAGCGAGCGAUCUGGUGUCGCUAGGAGCGAGGCAUGGGGUGCAUGUGAUGAUCGUGGAUACAGUGACCGACGCCCAUGCUCACAUGCACACUGACGUCAUGGCUGACUCCGACCUUGCUACUGUCUCAGCUGCUGCUGCUGCUGUCUCUGCCAAAGCGGCAGCAGCAGCAGCAGCAGUAGAAGCAGCGGAGGAGACGCAUGUGUCGAGCACGCGGGUGCGGCAGCAGCUGUGCGAGGGCAACGUGGAGGGCGUGGCUGCCCUCAUCGCACGCAGACACCGCAUCCUCCUCUCCCUCUCCGCGUCCUCCCUCUCGCUCUCCACCUCCUGGCCUCCCACUCACAAUGCUGACCGGGGCAGUACUGAAACAAGUGAUACCAGCAGCAGUAGCAACAGCAGUGGUACUAGCACCAGCAGCAGCAGUGAUACCAGCACAAGUAGCAACAGCAGCAGCGGUGGCGGUGGCCAUGGUUGGCGGAUGACAGUGGGAAAGCAGGAUCUGCUGAACUUAGCGCCAGGAGAGGGCAGGUACAAGUGCAGGGUGCUGGCACAUGAUGAUGACGAGGAGGGGGAGGACGGGCGCAGGCACAGAGAGGUGCUGGUGGGCGUGGGGGAGGUGGAGGUGGGGGAGGCUCAUCUGUGUGUGAAGGUGCAGCAGGCUGUGCUGCCGCCAGUGCAGCUACACAGAUGGACGUGCCUCAUGUUGGAGAUCUGAUGUAGAUGCUGGGGAUCUGAUUUAGAUGCUAGAGAUCUGAUUCGAUGCUGGAGAUAUUCCAUGCUGGAGAUCUGAUUUGAUGCUGGAGAUCUCAAGCAAUGCCGUGAUAUUCAUUUUACUUGACGCUAGACAAUCAGGCACCUGCUGCUGGUGUUGCGGAUUGAUGGGUUGAGUUGAGCCCCCUUUAGUUAAGUCCUUCCCCGCAUGCAUUUGUGG